Molecule: messenger RNA, 3932 nt
Organism: Mizuhopecten yessoensis (Yesso scallop)
Lineage: Eukaryota; Metazoa; Mollusca; Bivalvia; Pectinida; Pectinidae
Product: serine/threonine-protein phosphatase 6 regulatory ankyrin repeat subunit C-like
Exons: 5
Coding region: 1040-2053 (337 amino acids)
Molecular function (GO): protein binding
Source: RefSeq, a predicted model, not a curated record
AUGUCACAAGGAAUGCUUUCUAAUUUAUUUCUAUUGACAUUUUCCCGGGAGUGACCUUUCUUUCUGAGAGUGAAAAACGCAAGAAACUCUUGUUUUUAUGACUAUGUCAUUUUCUGAAAGAACUUAUUUUAGGAAAUUUGUGCAUGUAAGUUGAAGAUUAAACUGUGUUUACUCUGAAAACAUCCUGAUAAACGCUAAAAACUUACGUAGGCCCAUGCACAUGAUCAGUGUACUGUACAGCUGUAUGUAUGUUACAUUUGUCAUUACAAUAUACUAUAUAGUUAUGUGCAUGAACUUAUAAGACUACAAAAUAUGCUUAAUAUGCAAAUUUACUUUUUGCAAAUAAUAGAAACCUUGUCCAUGACACAGUGACACAAGGAUUGUAGAUGUCUAGUAAGACCUGUUUUGGAGUACGCACACACUGUGUGGGACCCCUAGCCUAUAACCAACAGAAAGACAUUGACAGGCUGGAAAUGACAACGACGGGCUGCUAGAUAUGUCACCAACACUUACAGACGGACAGGUAGUGUCACCAGGUUACUAGAGCACCACGGUUGGACGUCGUUGAAAGACGUAACACAACAAGCAAUACUAUAUGUAUGCUGUUCAAGAUCCACCACAACCUCGUGUAUACCAACUCCGACAUGCUUAUUACACCCAGCAGACUGUCGAUGGAUUCACACAGCCUUUCUUUCCGAAUUCCAUCAUGUGGUAGUGACUUCAGGAAGUUCUCGUUCUUCCCACGCACCAUCAGGGAGUGGAAUCCUUACCAGCUGACACUGUCACCUCAGAUGACCUAGAGGUCUUCAGAUCUCGGUUAUCUGUGCCGCUUGCCUAAUUUCCAUCUUUUUAUCCUGUUUUUAACCAAUUUUUAACCAUGUACACUCCAAAAACAAAAAUGUCAUUAUAAUCAACGUGAUGAUUGUGGACUUGGAAGAAGCAGAAGAUGCUUUUCAAUUGGUAUCAAGCUGUACAUUGAUUGCAGAUGAAUGAAGACGGAAAAAAGAACUAUAUUCAGCGUAGUGCUACACUAUGAUAGAUGGAGGGAAUGAACAAACAGAUUCUUUUCGCCAUCAAGAAGAAUGAUGUGGAAAGAGUGUUACAGGUCGCUGUCAUGCCAGGAUGUGAUGUCAACUUUGUGUCUGCCAGGAAACUCACUCCUCUUCUGUAUGCUUGUAAACAAGGUGGUGUAUCUACCCUGUUAAUAGAGAAGCUAGUAGCUUAUGGUGCCGACAUAGAAUACAAAGAUAAGGAGGAAAAGACUCCGUUCUUCCAUGCUUGUGCCAAAGGAAGCAGGGAGCUCAUCCGUACCCUGGUCAGGGUGGGCUGCAACAAAAACAAGCCUAAUAUACACGGUGACCGGCCGAUACAUGAGGCGGUGAUACACGGUAACUUGGAGGCUCUCCUAGAACUUUUAGAUCAGGGCGUCAGCAUCAACGAGGGCAACCGCAUCACUGGUCACACUCCCCUGCACCUGGCAGUUCUGCAUGAGCAGACAGAUGUGGUUGACUUACUCCUACAGAAAGGAGCUCCACCUGACAAAGUUACAUCGGAGGGAGAGACUGCCCUACACUAUGCCGUACAGAUAUCAUCGCCUCGUAUUAUCAAACUACUGGUUAAAAGUGGAGCAGAAAUCAACAAAUUCAAUAAUUGUGGUGAGACACCCUUCAUCAUAGCUGUCCAGGAGGAACAAGUCAAGCAUGCUCAAACACUCGUGAAUUGUGGCUGUGAAAUGGAGAAACAUAAGUACAGUUCUGCCAUGAGUAUCGCCUGUUCUAGGAGCAGUUACAAGAUGAUAAAGUACCUACUGUCAGAGGGCUACUGUGUACACAGGGACCAAGCCUUCAUUGCUUGCUCGUUCCUUGUGUUGGAGGAAAAGCAACCAGACCUUGUAGAUUAUCUCCGGUAUCGCUGCCUCAACCCCCUUACGCUGAAAGAGAUGACACGGAUUUAUCUGCGGAGGCGGUUUAAAGAUGAACUUAAAGCAUCCAUCCUGCAUACUGGUCUUCCGACUCAACUACAGCAAUGGGUUGUGUCCAAUAUCAUUUACUGAGUCAUUUAUUAAUGAAAAGUUUGUUUUAUAGUGGUUUAUUGUUUAAAAAUAAUUCUCUGGGUUUUGUCAAUCUAAUUUUUAUAUCCUUAAUUACAUUAUGAUUUGAGUUUCUAAGCUAAGUAAAGGUUUUUGAAUCUUUUAUUAAAUGAUGCCCAGUUAGGUAUAACAUGAUGAAUACCUUGAUUGAUGAUGCUGCUGAAAAAUUGUAACUUUACAGAAAUGUUCUAGUAUUACAAUGAUAAACCUGUCCUGUGAACCAAAAAAGAAUCACUUAGAGCAGGGCUGCUUUCAGGAAUAUGCACACAUGAAGAUCUCCAUAGAUUUUUUUUUAUCUAAGACACUAGUCUACAGAGACAGUGUCUAUAGAUUUGUAUUGUAAAAUUUUGUGUCUCUUUCUUAGAAGUGCAAUAUUAUUUUCACAUGUGACUUUUUUAAGUAAAUUUUAGGAUUUGUGAGCCUGAAACAAAUCUGAAGAAAAAUGAGAUUUAAUGAAACAACAGCUAUCUUGGCCCUUCGCUUGUGCUUCAAAAUUGAACAGUUUUCAAGUUGUUCAAGAUAAUCAAGACUGUCUCACAUUGAUAAUUUACUAUGAAUAUUGAUUAAGUAUUACAAAAACUGCUUGUUUAAGGUUUUCUAGGUAAGACAAAGUGUACCUUUAGACAUCUUAUAUGUUCACUAGUUUGUCUGCUGUUGAACCUUGUUUAUCGGGAUUGACAAUUUCAGAAAAUUAAACUAUUAUACUUUUGCAGUUUAUAUGACUUCAAUAUGAUAUGUUUUCUUUUUAUGUUAUACCUUUUCUUGUCUUUUAUUUUUAUGAUAGUGUAUAAAAACCUUUGUUAAAGGCCCUUAUCCUGACACAAGUGUGGUUUCACACCUGAAUGGUGUCAAAUUAACUCAUUCACCCCUGAAAUUUCAUAAUCAACUAUUCCAACCUUUGAAUUGGAAGAGUGCAAAUGGUUCUUCAGGGUUGAAUGAGUUAAAGUUGACCAUGCAUGUAUGGUCAUUGAACCAUGUCUGUGAAAGUUGAACCAAAAACUUUGCCAUUAACAUUCCUUGCACUUGAGAUCAUAUUUAUACAGAAUGUGUUGAAUUGUUGCCAAAAAUAAUCAUUGACCUUAAGAAACUCUCCCAGGUCCAAAAUUGGUUUCUAGAUUUGAGAGUACAAUUACUGUUGUCAAUAUCUGUAAUUAAAAAUGUCUGUCCAGAUUGUGAAAUGAUGGUAAUGAAGCGUAUAUUUGUGGAUGUAUUCCAUUUGUGUUACAGAACUUUAAUGAUUUCACUUACAUGACAUUUCUAACUUGUGAAAUACUUUACACCAGGAAAUUUUCGCCCAGUCAAACUUUCGCCCUGCGCCGAUGAAAUCGCGCGGUGUUUAUUCCGCCUUCACCAUUAACUUCUCUGUUUGUUAUGCUGUUUACUUAUAAUUGCUGUAGUGAUAAGUUCACCCUCGCUACGAAAGGCAGAAAGGUGGAAACUUAAUUGCAGCGAAAAUUUCCCGGUAUACAUUAUUAACGAAAUCAAACACUAGUACUUGCACAUACACAUUCCGGGUACUGUAGUUAAUUACACAUUUGAGACAUUCGAAUAUUUCCUUGUUUCCAGUAUUUCAAAAUAAAAAUUUUGAGAUGUUUUCCAUAUUUUCUGUCGUUAAGUGCAAUACAUAGAAAAAAACCAUGAACAAUUGGUCAGUGUCUCCAAAUACUUUUAAAUUUAUUAUGUCAAAUUUUUUGUUAAAAGUAUUGUGAUUAAUGAGUUAUCAUGAUUUGUCAAAGUUCAUAUGUUUAGGUUAUAGCUGGGUAUAUGUAUGCUGUAAUGUAACAAUACAAGAUACAAUAUACAUACAAUAUACAAGAUACAAUAUACAAGAUACAAUAUACAA